This is a messenger RNA of Penicillium mononematosum, 1899 nucleotides long. RefSeq lists its product as uncharacterized. Bases 1 to 1899 code for a protein of 632 amino acids. The record is from RefSeq and is a predicted model, not a curated record. Lineage: Eukaryota; Fungi; Ascomycota; Eurotiomycetes; Eurotiales; Aspergillaceae. The transcript is spliced from 3 exons.
AUGACAUCUGGAUUUUCACCUACACCUCGAAAGGAGGGUACAUGGACGAAGCUUGUGAUAUUUGUUGCGCUAUACUUGCUGCUCCUCGAGUCUAUGUUGGAAUGGGUGCUCGUACUCUACCUUUACGGUAAUGGCCAGGUUGACUCAGAGAUGACCUUGAGUGUCGUACUUGCACUUGUCGCUUCUUUUCUCUCGGUGCCGCUCGCCAGCCUCCAGAGCCUAGUCGCUUGGCAAUACAACAAUAUUGGUGGAUUUGGAACGCAGAAAACCAUUCUUCAUAAUAUAUGCACAUAUGUGCUGCGCUUGGAUCUUAUGCUUUGGUUAGCUACCAGUGUAGCUGGUCUCGUGGUCGCUGCACAGCAGGUGUACUGCCUCCCGGAAGGGACGGACGCAACCUUCUGGAGAGUCGGUAAAAGCUGUGCCUUCCACCGAGCCUCGGUGAUCGUGUCGGUGGUUUCAAUGGUCACUGUGUGCACUAUGUACUGUGCAAAGGAGCUUUGCGAUAGACCAUAUGAUGUAUCGCUUCUUGGUAUCUACAAGCGCCAGAAAGUUACCAGAGAUGGCAGUAUCGGCUCGGGUAAUAGCUGGGAUAGCGAGGAAACGCUCAAAAACGAAAUUCUCUAUCUUUGCCGCCAACACGACGGAACUGGAGCCGGGGAGUUCUGGUCUGUGGACCCAAUUGCCAACAGAGUCAACUGCCACCCCAGCGUCCGACACCCUGCCCCAGCCCGUCUGCGGCCUCAACUCCGAGUCAACACUGAUCCUGGUUCGACAUAUGGAGAGAUCAUGUCUGGAACAACAAUUUCGCCAGAGGACACUUCACACCGUAUCUCGCCGGGAUCACAAAGCCUGGCUAGCGAGUUCUAUCCCCUCUCGAGCACAUCUACUGUGACAGCCAACGAGUUACGCGCUCUUCUCUCUGAUGCGCCUGCUCCCAAAGUCCCGGCCAUUCCCCAGGAAUACACCAGCCAUAAGAGAGGAAAGUCGUCACUCUCUUCUCUCAGGCGCCUUCUCCCAAAGUCAUUCCCAUUGUCACUUCCAUUAUCAGCGGAUCCUCAAAUCCAGGCCCUGGCAGACCCCAACACCUCAUCAGAUGUCGAAAAGCAGGUCGUGACACCAAACACCAUGCCCAAGGGUAUCCCUCAAUCCAACACCUACCAACUCGUCCCAAACGGCAACACCCCGAACGCCUCUUCAGCAUCCCUCCCCCAAAGCCCUGCCAACACCCAACCCAACCCCAACCCAAUACAGCAAGAAGGCCACACCCGAACAAUGACAAUGAACUCCGCCGAUGCCCCAGAAGUAGUCCCAUCAACCCCAUCCCCACCACCAAAAGUGCGCCGCUCGCAAACAGCCAACUCCAUGCCCACAGCCCGCUCAAUCCACCACCCACACCAUCCAAACUUCAUCCCACGUCCCCCGCAACCACAAGCACGAGCAUACUCCCAGUCCCGGCGCCACGCCCCUCCAAAAAUGCACCCCCAACAACCCAUCAUCCACAACCCCGUCCGCAGCUCCUCCUACCACUUCGACCCAAACCACGUCCCCCGUCACUCGCAGAGCCAGUACAACCCCCACCCAAACACCCACGGCAGCAGCCAAUACGGACACUACUCAUCCCGCCGGGCAAAACAGCGCCGCUACGGCUCAGUCCGAUCCAUGCCAGCGCCGAUCCUGCGUCGACACGACGUCGAAGUAAUCUACCCCAGCACGCGGCGUCCGCGCAGUAGUACCCCUGCCGGCGCGAAUGGCCCGCUCAGCUGUAUCUUGGAGACGACGGACCCACGUGCGGUGGAUGGUCCGAGACCUGUAUCUGUCACUUACUCGGAGUUGCCGUCGAAUUCUAUUGAUGAGACGAAAUAUCGUGGGGCGAAUCGUACGAGUUUGAGCUUUUAUUGA